This is a messenger RNA of Eufriesea mexicana, 5391 nucleotides long. RefSeq names its product protein kinase C-binding protein NELL1. The coding region runs from base 1488 to 5147 and encodes 1219 amino acids. The record is from RefSeq and is a predicted model, not a curated record. Lineage: Eukaryota; Metazoa; Arthropoda; Insecta; Hymenoptera; Apidae. The transcript is spliced from 13 exons. Gene Ontology annotation, molecular function: calcium ion binding; heparin binding; protein binding.
GCACACGUAGAAGGGGGAUAUAGCUUACGUUUCCGGUUGAUUCGGUAAUUCGGUUAAGUAUCGGCCCCAGUGAAGACGUCGCGAGACAGACGGAAGCGGAGUACAUAGACGACUAGCAGUAGUCCGGGACGUGACUGCGUUUCGUAGACGAAUGCGUGGUGUAGCCGGAUGCGCCGGUGCACCACCAGCUGCAGCUGCCAGUGCCGCUACUACCGCCACUGCUACCAGCACCGCCGGUGCUGCUACUGCCGCUGCUGCUGCCGCCGCCGUCGUCGCCGCUGUCUCGCUGGUGCUGCUGCCGCUGGCAGAGGCUCGCAGAGGUGUCCACCUCGUGGCAGUCGACACUUCCUGCCGGACGGUGGUAGUGUCCAGGCGCGCUGGACACACGACGAGCCGCAGCCGGUCGCCGCUGCUGCUGCCGCUGUUCAUCGAGCGUAAGGAUUAAGACGUGGAGCCGGCCGUGGAACAGGAGACGGAGGAAGAAGGAAAGAAAGAAAGAAAGGAAGGAGGGAAUGAAGAAGGUGUGAGACGGUGGUGGGUGACACACGACUGUGCUGUGACUACGACUUCACGAAUACGACGGCUACGACGGUUACGACGGGGACGCUUUCCGUCAUAUUUUCGUCGGUACGAGAGCAACGAGAGGCCGGGGCUCUUUACCUUCGGUACGUCGAGGAGAAUUCGCGUGGGCAAGGAGAAAAAGGAAAAUAAAGGAAAAAAAGGGUUCGACCACCGGGAGAAGGAGCAACGAGUGCGACGAACCCUUUCGCUACUCCCUUACACGCACGGGGCCGCACACUCGUGCACGUACACCGCGAGAGCCGCGACGUGUCGCCGGUAAUAUAGCGUGUACGCUUUCGUUUAGAGGGUUUCUUCCCUCCGACGUCGACGCGCGUAGGAGUGCCGGAUCGCACGCGGUGCCUCCUCUUCACCGAGUCGAGUUCCGUCGGGGUGAUUCCGCCGUGUCUGCGCGAGCCUUUCGCCAUCCUUUCGUCCUCUCUCCCGCGGUCCUCGCGCCGCCAUGUGAACGGUCUCAGAACGGCAGAGCGAGAAUGAAAACAGCAGAGAUUCAUUCCAACACCGAUAAAUUUACCGAACCACCUGUAUAAACAUAGUCUAGCCUGCAAAAAUAUCCGACAGGCAACCGAGUCCAGUGUGGAAAAGCGAACGCGCCGCAACGAGCCGGAAGGAAACAAUAACGGGAAAGCGAGUUUAGAUAACGUUGUACCAGAAACGACAAGGAACAACAGGAAACGGGAUCACGAGUUGGUGGUUGGUGCCGGGUGUGCUGGUGGUGUCGGUUCGGCUCGAGCCAGGUCGUGGUGAUGCCUCGCAGCAGCGGAUCCUUGAGAUCGCUGGGUGUCGUAGGUAAGGACGCCGUUGGUGCUCGCGGAGCCGCAGUCCCGGUUGCGUACGGCGUCGUUGCGACGAGGACACGCUGACGAGUGCAGCCCCCGGUGGCACGGCAGUGGUCGCUCCUGCAGGCCAUGUAUUACGGUCCGGCAAUCGACCGUACCGGCAGCAGCUGCAGUGCCAGCGACCUUCAGCAGCCGCGAUCACCACGGCCACGACGACGGAGACGCGUUGCCGCGACGCCCGGCGUCGCGGACGACGCCGACACCGAGGAGGAACUCUUAUAUCAGCCGGAGGAACCAGCUUACGUGGUCCUCGAUGUUCAGUCCAACGAGAAACACGGCCACAGGCUCGGCUGUCACGCCGCCCCGAGGCCAGGCAGAAGACGAACUGGCGGAAACGCGAUUAGGAUACUGCUGCUCGCCACUGCCGCUGCCUUCCUCGCACUCGCCGUCUCUCCUGUGUCUGGCACGACAAACAAAAAAGAGGAAGAGACGGCGGUGGCCACUGUUGGCGUAACAGAGGAGAGCACCGGUGUCUUGGGCACGAGAUCCAGGACAGGCAGCGAUCCUGGUGGAGGCAUAGACCUCUUGGCAGCGUUACAGCUGCACAACACAACGCGGCAGGGUGUUACACAGGUGCCAGGACUGGUUAGGUUAAAGCCAGCCUAUUAUCUUCAGGGCGAGGAGAGGGAGCUCCGACUGAACGAGGCGAGCUUCGAACGAGCGGCCACGCUACUCCGGCGGGUUCCGGAAUUCACUAUAGCAGCCGCUCUGCGACAAGAGGAGGCCAAUUCCGGGACGAUCGUCGCCUUUUCACAUGGGAACAAUAGAUAUUUGGAGCUGCAGAGCAGCGGCCGUAAGGACGAGCUUCGACUUCACUACGUAUCACGCCGGGACGGCAGCGUCCAUGUGGAGGCGUUUCCUUUCCGUCUGGCCGACGGCGCCUGGCACAGGGUCGCCCUGAGCGUAAGCGGCUCGCAGGUCGAGCUGCUCGUCGACUGUCAUCCCUUGUACAGGCGGCUGCUUAGGCCUGGACCACCUGACACCAAUUUCACUCUGCCACAGCUUCAGCUCUGGGUUGGGCAGAGGAACGUCAGGCACUUUCUCUUCAAGGGUGCUUUGCAGGAUGUGAAGCUGAUACCAGGCCCCCAUGGCUACCUUUCCCAGUGUCCCCAGCUCGAUUCUUCUUGUCCCACUUGCGGUCAAUUUUCUAUAUUACAAAACACCGUGGAACAGUUGAUGCAUAACCUCAACGAGCUGACGCGUAGGCUAGCCGCUGCAGAGGGCAGGAUAAGCAAAGUGGAGGAGUGCGAGUGCCAAAAGUCAUGCAGGGCAAACGGCACCGUCCACGAGGAUGGUGCGACCUGGGAGAAAGAUUGCCAACAGUGUUCCUGUGUUCAUGGGGAGAUCGAGUGCAGGCCGACACCCUGCGCUCCCGUCACCUGCAAGAAUCCCGUCAUUCCUAAGGGACAGUGCUGUCCCAUCUGCCUAAUGCAAUGUUAUCUGCACGGAGUGAUUUACGAUCACGGUGAGAAAGUCUCGCCGAAACAGUGCGUAGAGUGCGACUGUUUCGACGGCAGCUUCACCUGUCAGAGGUUCGACACAGAAACAAGAUGUCCGCCGCUGCCCUGUCCACCGAGCGAGCAGAUCAGCGUGGCCGAGGAAUGCUGCAAGUUCUGUCCAGGGGUGGACUACUGCGCGAAGGGCCACAAGUGUCACGCUAACGCGUCCUGCCUGAACCUGCAGACAACGUACGCCUGCCACUGCGAUAUCGGUUUCCAAGGGGACGGUCAUAACUGUCACGAUGUAGAUGAGUGUAAGCAGCAAGGUGGCUCCGAGGGACAUCACUGUAACGCGAACACGAAAUGCGUGAACGUGAUCGGCUCUUACACGUGUGAGUGUCUUCCGGGCUACCACAGAGUGGACAAGUUCAACUGUGCAGAGCUAGAUGAAUGUGCGACUGGACAUCACGCGUGCGACGAGCACGCCACCUGCGUGAACACCGCGGGUAGUUACUAUUGCAUUUGCAAGGAUGGCUACACUGGCGACGGUUACACGUGCAAACCUGUCUGCAAUCAGACUUGUCAAAAUGGCGGCGAGUGUGUGGCGCCGGGAAGGUGUUCCUGUCGACGUGGCUACAUUGGCAACAGUUGCGAGCUAGACCUGGACGAGUGCGCGAGUGAUUUGCAUCGGUGCCACCAGUCGUCCACCUGUUUCAACAUGCCCGGUUGGUACUACUGCCGCUGCAAGCCGGGCUACAGAAGCGCUCUCCACGAUAGCACUCAGGGUACCCAGUGUCUUGACAUCGACGAGUGCAACGACCAAACGAUAGAGAGGAGGCACACCUGUCAUCCCAGUGCCAAGUGUGUCAACACCGAAGGUGGUUACGAGUGCGUCUGUCCACCUCGAGAAGACAAUCGUACCAUGGAGGAAUGUAGGCUGAGUUGUUGGUUCGAGAAUCGAGAAGUGAAGAACGGAGAGACUCUGGCACCGGCGGGGAAUCCCUGUCGGAGAUGCACUUGCAAAGAUGGCGUCGUCACGUGCAGAGAUCCUAUCUGCGAUUGCAGCGCCCCUGGGAGUCACAGGGACAAGUGCUGCCCUCAGUGCGACCCCGCGGCCUCCUGUAGGCACCAAGAACUUCAUCACCUAGUCUUCAGAAGUGGCGAACGAUGGAUAUACCAGUGUCAGACUUGCGAAUGCCUGUACGGCGAAAUAGACUGCUGGCAGAUGGAAUGUCCACCGGUGACCUGCUCGAACCCCGUGACAGAGGACGGGGACUGUUGUCCUCGUUGCGAGGACGAUCCCUGUGCAAGAGAGAUGCCUGGAAAUGGUACCUCUCUCUCGGUACUGACCAGGCCGCGACCCUGCAGCUACUCCGGGAUUAUUCACGACAGCGGCAGCUCCUGGCAGGACCCCCAUGACAAGUGCACCACGUGCGAGUGCAAGGACGGGCAGCUAUGCUGCAGCUACGAUUACGGCUGCGCUGGCGAUCUGGGCAGCAACGAGCAGCAGCAACGUCCUCCAGUCGUUGUUCCUGAGCCUGUCGUACGCGGUCUACAGGGCCCUGCGGGGCCACCGAUGGCUGACAGUGCACCGGAAGCAACUCUAUCAGCGGUUACCGCUUCCUCCCCAGCUGGUGCAAUGCCAGUCACCAGCGCCUACCUCCUGUCGGCCUCGUCUUCUUCCUCAUCCGCCAACAACGUCGCCGCCGAUGGGUCCAACAUCAGGAAAGGUCACUGGAGCUUGCAGAACAACCUGCCAAAACCAUCCCAGCAACAGAGGGACGACCGCCGCGUCAGAAUGCAAGCACAGCAAAAGCAACAGCAAGUCAUACCGACAGCCAGGUACCAGCUGGCCCCUGGAGCAGCGACAACGUCGUCGUCGACGCCUGAACGCGCUACACCCGCGUCGACGUCGUCGACGACGACGACCAAGGCUUCGGUCCAGUACGAAGCCAAAUCGCAAACGUCUGCGUCGCGACGUCAACGGGCCAAGGCGCCCAACAACGCUCUCGGAAGCCUGCGUCAGCGUGGCAACGCGUCCUCCAUUACCUCCUCCUCCUCAUCCUCGUCGUCACCUUCGUCGUCCUCGUCGCCUCUCGCGAUGCUGGUGCCCUCUGGCGCGAGCCUCGACCCCGAAGCGGACAGCGUCUCGACCAGUAGCAGCAGCAGCAGCAGCGCCAUCAGCGAAAGCGUGGUCGCCAGCAGUUACCGUCAACCGUCAUCGACAGGAGGGCGCCACCGGCGCAGCGACGCCGGGGAGUCCGUGGCGCGCGACAGUGGCGCUACCUGAGGCUGACGCUUGCGUGGACAGCUAGAAGAGACAGAAAUGAACACUGGCAAGGCAUUCCAGGGGGUGUAGCACGGGAACUGGGCCGCGGCCCGAUGUAGGAGCGAGCGGAGAAGCGUUCUCUAUAGUCACCUGAUCGUCUAAUUGAGGGUGUCGUCGAGGGAAGCGAGUGCAUUGUACAAGAGGAACGCGACCACGAGACGAAUCAUGGGCCAGUCCGUUCGGAUCCUUCCAUCUGCCGAUCAUU